Molecule: messenger RNA, 2337 nt
Organism: Apus apus (common swift)
Lineage: Eukaryota; Metazoa; Chordata; Aves; Apodiformes; Apodidae
Gene: TLCD3A
Product: TLC domain containing 3A
Exons: 5
Coding region: 179-964 (261 amino acids)
Biological process (GO): lipid homeostasis
Cellular component (GO): endoplasmic reticulum; membrane
Source: RefSeq, a predicted model, not a curated record
GCGGCGGGAGCGGCGGGGCCGGAGCGAGCUGAGCCGAGCGGUGCCGAACCGAGCCGAGCGGUGCCGAGCCGAGCCGAGAGGUGCCGAGCCGGACGGGGUUCGGCCGGGCCGGGCCCUCCCGCCCCCGGCCCGCUGCUGACAGGCGGCGGCGGGAGGCAGCACGGCCCCGGCCGUCCCCAUGUGGCGGACACUGGCCAUCGCCUCCGCCUUCUUCCCGGGGCUCUUCGUCCUCUGCAUCCGGUUGCUGCGCUGGGCCGCCCCGGGAUGGAGCCUCAAGGAUCGCAUUCUCCUCAGCGGCAGGUUGGUGUCCACGGUCCAAGCCACGAUGGCCACGGUGUCGGGGCUCAUGGUUGUCCUUAGCUGCAAGGACGUGGUGCACGACAGGCACUGGUUGGCUGUCGAGUACAUCUGGGUCCUGGUUCCCUACAUGACCUAUGACAUUUAUGUCAUGUACCUCUGCCACUGGCACAAGAGCUGGGACAAGGGGAUCGUGGAGAAGAAGCACUCACUGGCCAGUGUGCGGAGCUUCCUCCUGCAGGAGCGGCUGAUGGUGACCCACCACCUCUUCAUCCUCAUCGUGCUCACCCCCAUCACCCAGCACUUCAGGGGAGAGCUGGGGGACUUCUUUGUGGGCUGCAUCUUCAUAGCAGAGCUGAGCACACCUUUUGUGUCACUGGGCAAAAUACUCAUGCAGCUCAAAAUGCAGGACACGCUCCUACACAAGGUAAACGGGAUCGUCAUCCUAGUGACCUUCUUCCUCUGCCGUAUUCUCCUCUUCCCCUUCAUGUACGUGGCCUAUGCCAGGCAGGUGGGCAUCCCCGCUUACCUGGUGCCUUUCCGCAUCCCCCUGCACUGCAACAUAGCCAACGCCUCCCUCAUCGCCCCCCAGCUCUACUGGUUCAGGCUCAUCUGCCGCAAGGCUGCCCGGCUCUACGGCGGCUCGCCGGCCGACAAGGGCAGAUAACAGCCCAGAGUGGGGCUGGAGAAGGCUCAGCCCCACCCCUGGCUCUUCCACCUUCACCACCAGCGCUGAGGGGACCACGGCGGGAGCGGUGGAAGCAGCCAUCCUGCUGGGCUGUGGGAGCUGGAAGCAGCCUGACUGCCUGUGCUGCUGUGCCAGCCUGGGCUAGGAGGGCUUUCUUCCCACGCUGCUCCAGUGCCUUGUGUCCUCCCACCCAUGGAAGCUGAGGGCAGGAACCAGCCAGGAGGUCUGCCCAUAAGCACGACAUUCCCCCUGGGAUUCAACGCUGCAGCACAGAAGUAACGGUUACACGAGAGGGGUUUGUUACAAAUCCCCCCCCCGCUGGGCCUUUCAGGGCUGACACCAGACACCCAUGCCCAGCACUGGAGCCUGGAUCUGGGUGAUGCUGGAGCACACCCAGCAGCAGCACUGAGCUCUGGAGGAGCCACAUGCUGGACCUGCUGCAGCCCCAGCUCACUCCUCUGGCUCUGAUUUGCAGCCUCCAGCUGAGAGCAGAGCCAGGCCUGGGCGCUACAGCACGGUUCUGCACAGCCUGUUCCUGCACAGCCCCUUCCUGACCUUCACUGACUUCAUCCCUACACUACAGCCUCGAUCAGCCUCUCACCUCCCUCAGCUGCAGGGCUCAAACUCACUGAAGACUCCACUUAACCCAAAGGUGCUUUUCACCACAACUGUCCUGACGUCUGUGGCUGAAGCUCCCAGGGUAGGAGGGCUCCAGUGUCCCCAGAAGCACUGGAGGGGAGAGAAACUCAUGCCAGAAUAGAGGAACAGUUCUGUUCUCUCAGAGCAAGGCCGGCAGGGCAGGAUGGGGACAGGCUCACAGUGCACCGUGGGGUUCACCCACCUCCUCACAGGUUCGUGUAAGUCAGCAGCAGUUUGGUUCCCUCCCUGCAGCCUCCUCCUCCCUGUAGGUCCCCUGCUCCAGGGCAGGUACUGCACCAGCGUGGCCCCAGCAGCCCCCUGCAUCUGGAAACCUGUGGCCACCAUGUGCCUUUCACUCUCUGAAAAGAACAGCCAGAAGGGCUAAGGACCUAGUUCUUUCAGGUGUCAGAUCUUAUCCCAGCCAGGGCUGUAUUCUGGAAGGAAUAAAAUAAAAGGGCUCUUCCUACACGCAGUCAGUUACUGCAGAAAUACGACUGCUACACGAACCAUGGAGACCAGCUGCUGUUCUAAACCACUUGCUACCUGUUACACGUGUUUGUAUCUCGCUGUUUUCAUUGCAAAUCAUGUGCCUUAUGUAAGGGGGGGGAAAAAAAAGCAAAGCCAACAAGGCAUCUCAGUUUGCACUAACACUGCCCUAGUUACUACUGCACAUCUCAGGAGACCAAUAAAGAUUUCCUUUCUGAGUCACACCA